CUCUAGCUUUCUAAGUUUCCAAUUACCAAUUAGUUUCAAUGGAUUAUUCUCUCCCUUAUGUAAACUCUAUCACUGCUUUUUUAUUUACAAUCAUCAUCGUUUCCUAUUACUUCUCACGCAGAUGGAGAGCUGCCAAAUUAGCCCCAACUGAAGCCAAGGGUGCAUGGCCGAUAUUUGGCCACCUUCCCUUGCUAGGAGGAUCCACACCUACUCACAUCACAUUGGCAGCCAUGGCUGACAAGUACGGGCCUCUCUUCACCAUUCGCCUCGGCGUCUAUCCAUCUCUGGUGAUAUGCAGUUGUGAGAUCGCAAAAGAAUGCUUCACAACCGAUGACUUGGUCUUAAACUCGCGUCCAAAGCUCGCGGUUGUGGAUCACAUUGGCUAUAACUAUGACAUGUUUGGGUUUGCACCCUCCGGAUCCUACUGGCAAGAGCUGCGCAAGAUGACCACCUUGGAGCUGCUCUCGAACCGAAGGCUUGAGCUGCUCAGACACAUUCGAGUCUCUGAAGUGACAACUUUCUUGCAAGAAUAUUACAAAACUUGGAGCACCGCGGAGAAAAGGGAGAGCAAUAAUAGGGACGGAGUUUUGGUGGAGUUGAAGCAGUGGUUUGAGGACAUGACUUUGAACGUGAUUCUUAGAAUGGUGGCCGGAAAGCGUUAUUCGGUUGUGGCCGAUGAGGAUGAGAAGAAAGCGUAG
Messenger RNA from Prunus avium (sweet cherry), 698 nucleotides. The record is from RefSeq and is a predicted model, not a curated record. Lineage: Eukaryota; Viridiplantae; Streptophyta; Magnoliopsida; Rosales; Rosaceae.